ACAUCACAACCAUGUCAAGCAGCACAAUGGCGACUCCGUGCCGCUCAGCGAUGCGAUUGCUCUCUGCCAGAUCAAGAUGCAUGCUCCAAAAUCCCCGUGUCAAGUCGACCUUGUCGCAAACUCGCUACUCGUCGAGAUAUAGCAACCCUGCAGCUCGCGCUACGGGCUCAACACUCUCCGCCAGAGCUCCUUCUUUCCUUGACCAGCAACAGAACAUCGACUCCGAAGAUGUAGAAGACCGUGCUGUCAAUCCUCUGGAUGAGCUCGCCGCCCGUCGCGAGUUUGAGGCCAAGCGUGCAAACGCAAUGCAUCGUAUGCGAUUCGCCGCUGUUGGCUUACUCAUGAGCGUUGGUGGCCUUACACUCACUCUCUACAACCUGAAUCUGGACGAGCUAGAAAAGAGUGCCAACAAGAAGAAGGCCCAACUGGACGCUGGCCCAGGUUCCGAAGAUUUCCAGGGCCGUCACGUCCACAUCAUCGGUGCUGGCGAGGACAAGAGGAUUGUAGCUGAGGGUGACCAAGAGUUGGAUUUAGUCAAGACUGGCAGUGGCAGCGUACCUUACUUCCCUCGCAAGAUCUAUCUACCUGUUCCUGGAACCGAAUCCUCAAAGUCCGAGACCGCUCAACCCAACUCCCGCAUCAACCCUGGCAAUGUUCAAAACCAAGAGGAAUACACCAUGGUCGGCCUUGGUAUCCGUACCGUAUCAUUCUUAUCCAUUGAGGUCUACGUCAUGGGUCUCUAUGUUCGUACUCAAGAUAUUUCGACUCUCCAGGCCCGUCUCAUCCACCUGAUCAACCCCGACGCUUCUACACUCGUGCCCGGCGAGAAGGACGGUCUCAAGCAACGUAUGCUCGACCCUGACACUAGCGUUGAGAUCUGGGAACAACUUCUGCGUGAGGAGGGCAUCCGUUCCGCAUGGCGUGUUGUGCCCUCCAAGAACACCGACUUUGCUCAUCUGCGCGACGGUUGGGUCAACGGAAUCAAGCGUGCUACGACAGAGGUCAACAGAGUCAAGCAGACCAACUCCAAAAUCAUCACUGCCGACUACGAGAAUGAAUCUUUCGGUGACGCCAUGCGUGAUUUCAAGGGCAUGUUCAGCGGCGGUCGCACCCCCAAGGGCUCUGUUGUCCUCAUGUUGAGAGAUGCUCCUGGUUCCAUGGAAGUCCUCUUCGAAGACCCCGCCAAGGGCACCGGCAUCGAGAGAGUCGGCAAGGUCGAGGAUCCUAGAAUCAGCAGGCUGAUCUGGAUGGGCUACCUGGCAGGCAAGAACGUCAGCUCGGAGCCGACGAGAAAGCACGUGGUUGAUGGUUUCGUCGGCUUCGCCGGCCGCCCUGUAGGCUCAGUUGAGACCAUGGUCGUCUAGGCAUGUACAUAUAUGUAAUACUCAAUGAUCAAAAUGCUUACCUAGAAGAUGUUCGA
Aureobasidium pullulans EXF-150 is the source of this 1420-nucleotide messenger RNA. RefSeq lists its product as uncharacterized. Bases 27 to 1364 code for a protein of 445 amino acids. Gene Ontology annotation, molecular function: intramolecular lyase activity. The record is from RefSeq and is a predicted model, not a curated record. The transcript has a single exon. NCBI's taxonomy places the organism in Eukaryota, Fungi, Ascomycota, Dothideomycetes, Dothideales, Saccotheciaceae.